Pygocentrus nattereri (red-bellied piranha) is the source of this 1175-nucleotide messenger RNA. It is a transcript of the gene tnfrsf9b, whose product is annotated as tumor necrosis factor receptor superfamily, member 9b. Gene Ontology annotation, biological process: regulation of cell population proliferation. Gene Ontology annotation, molecular function: cytokine binding; signaling receptor activity. Gene Ontology annotation, cellular component: external side of plasma membrane. The transcript has 7 exons. The record is from RefSeq and is a predicted model, not a curated record. Bases 82 to 954 code for a protein of 290 amino acids. NCBI's taxonomy places the organism in Eukaryota, Metazoa, Chordata, Actinopteri, Characiformes, Serrasalmidae.
CUCACUCACAGGGCACUCAGUACACACUGGUUGAGGAGCAGCUUCACUUUAACUCCUUCAUUGAGCGCACAGUCUUGAGACAUGUGGCAUCUUAUUGCUUUGCUCCUGGUGCUGCCUCUGUCACUGGGACACAAGGUGGAGUCUGGAUGUGCGGACUGGACACAUACUGAAGAAGCGUCUGGUAACGAAGUAUGCUGCAGGAGAUGCAAACCAGGAAACCGGCUGGUGAAUAGCUGUGGCGAGAAGCCUGAGAUUCUGUGUCAAGUGUGUGAGAACGGGACAUACGUCACUGAUGGCAAGAAAAAACUGUGCCAAAAAUGCAAACAGUGCAAAGUAGGCCCAAUGAGAGUAAAGCAGCCCUGCACGGCCAGUUCCGAUACGGUGUGUGAGUGUGAGGAGGGAUACCUCUGUGGAGACGAUCAGUGCUCCUUCUGCUUAAAACAGUGUGGCAAAGGGAUGCAGCCUGUGAACAGAGGUUGUAAGCCAUGCCCUGAAGGAACAUUCAACGACAAGAUUCAGCACUCGUGUGUGAACUGGAGCAGCAGAUGCCCAUUGCCAGGCCAGAAGAUCAUAGCCAAAGGCACGGCUUUCAGUGACAUCAUCUGUGGACCAGCGGAUGACCACAAACCCACGAUUCCAUUUCCAGAUGAUGAACCCACCAAGAGCCCACCAGACAGCAAAGAUGACUCUUCGUGGACGAUGCUGGCCAUUGUCAUCGCUUGUGCCUUUCUGAUUGUGGUUUCAGCAGUGCCACUGUGCAUAGCUGUUAUGUGCAAAAGUGGAGAGAACCUGAAAACAGCUCCUGGGUCUGAGGAAGCUCCAGAGGGUCGGAGGCUGACGCCGGAGCCGGAGCAGUGCAGCUUCUGUUUUCCGCAGGAGGAGCACGGCAGCAGCAGCAGCAGCAGUGAAGUGUCGCUGGUGUCUGAUGAUAAGCCCUUUGAGCUGGUCGUAUAGACUGUGUGCUUUUGAGGAACAGGCUUUCUGUAACACGGCUGUUUGUGUUGUUUUUGGCACAUAAAUUAACAUUUGAAUGCUUGUUUACUCUAGAAGAUAUAGUUCCUCUAGGAUAGUGUCCCAACGCUGGUACUGAAGCCCCUCUGCACUGCACAUUAUAGUGUCUCCCUGCCAGAGUCGGCCUGUGGGUCCUCAAAGUAGAAUUUACCAACGUGAUUUUA